This is a messenger RNA of Vicia faba (fava bean), 324 nucleotides long. NCBI's taxonomy places the organism in Eukaryota, Viridiplantae, Streptophyta, Magnoliopsida, Fabales, Fabaceae. The record is from the annotation of a GenBank genome assembly.
AUGAAAGCAGUAACAACAGUUUCCUACAAGUUCAGUAGUAAUGGGAGGUAUACAGGGAUCAUGGAAGCUCAGAUAGGUCUUAGGCAAGGGGACCCCAUGUACCCUUACUUGUUCGUAAUUAUCAUUGAAUAUUUGCAUAGGAUUAUGGCUAAGAUGCAGGAAAAUAUGGACUUUAACCACCAUGCAAAGUGUGAGAAGUUAAAGGUUACUCAUCUUGCCUUUGCGGAUGAUUUGCUUAUGUUCUCGAGGGGGGGACUACAAAUCUGUUCAGAUUAUGAUGAAAGCUUUCAGCAACUUCAUGAAUUCUACAGGUUUGCAAAUUAA